AUGCCGACCGACGCGGCGCUCUUCGAGGAGGUGGUAGCUCUGCUGGACCCGAAUACUACGGUGCCUCUGGCGAGGUCUCUCUCGAUAGAAGGCAGGGGCGGCCGGCCCUCUCACCCCAGCCAGUUAUCAACAACAACAGGGCGACUACUAUUCACCGACUCGCGGGCGUUCAGCGCCAUCACGCCGCAAAGACAAGCACUGAAGCAUAAUAUUCGGGAGGAGAAGGAGGCGAUCCGCAAGCGCCAGUAUCAUCAACGCGUCAAGAUCGAGCGGGAUUCCUUGCGUCAAACGGCGAAGGAGUUAACUAGGAAGCUUCGAGAGCUACAGCAGAGCAAAUGUCCUCAACAACACGGCUCAGGCCCCCAGAGUUCGUUAUCGUGGAGUGGUUUAGCCGAGUACCAGCGUGAUCAACGAAAGAAAGCGGAGGAGGAGCAGACUCGUUUAUUCGCCGCAGCAAAGAUGCAGGCUGUGUACAUCGGGCAACUCUGCGAACGACUGCCCGGCAACUCCAACCUGAGGACUCCAUCUCAUCGUGAUGGCCCAUCGCGCGGUGGUGGUUCAGCGUCGAAGAAGCCCGCAGUCGAAUCAUAG
This is a messenger RNA of Phytophthora sojae, 591 nucleotides long. RefSeq lists its product as hypothetical. The record is from RefSeq and is a predicted model, not a curated record. The transcript has a single exon. Lineage: Eukaryota; Oomycota; Peronosporomycetes; Peronosporales; Peronosporaceae. The coding region runs from base 1 to 591 and encodes 196 amino acids.